This is a messenger RNA of Diaporthe batatas, 1525 nucleotides long. RefSeq lists its product as uncharacterized. Bases 114 to 1460 code for a protein of 448 amino acids. The transcript has 2 exons. NCBI's taxonomy places the organism in Eukaryota, Fungi, Ascomycota, Sordariomycetes, Diaporthales, Diaporthaceae. The record is from RefSeq and is a predicted model, not a curated record.
GCACGCCGAGGCUGGGUCAAAACGCUUCCACCACGAACACGCUCCACGACCCCAAUGCGCCCACCGGCGUCGCAACACAUUGCUUGACUUUUGAAUGAGUCUCACGAUAAAGAAUGGUUCGGGUAGUCAAUGAGCCGGCUGCUAAGCAGCCGGUCGACUGGCCGGGCACAUACCCCGAGAGCUCUGCCUCUUUUCCUCUGGCCAAGUCGUCCAGGCCAGUGGACGAUGAGGACGAGUGGGAAUUCGAGUACUCCACCACCGAGGUAGAGACAUACUAUGUAACCAUGGACCUGUCGCAUCCGGGCAUGUUCGAGAAGGUCAAGGACACAUUUCAUUCGCAGAACCGAGGCGGCUACAGGCAAUGGUUCAACCCUGUCUACGCAGACCCCAACAAGAAUACACGACUUCGUCCUACUAAGACCAACGCAAUCUUGCUUGCGGACGAGGAGGACAAGGAUGACGAGGAUCUCGUGCCAAGAGAAGACGAGGACGCAGAGAUCGAGACCCACGACGAUAAAGGGAAUCGACAAGAAAACGAUAUCAUGGAAGCGAACGGGAACGAAACGGUCGACGAAAAUGCCGGAGACAUGAUCGAUCCUCGACUAAGAGGGGCGAUGCAACCCCCUGCGCGGGUAUCUCCAAAACCAGUAGAAAUGCCUGACGAGAUCACACAGGCCCUGCCAAGCAAGAAGCUGAAGAGUGUCGGGGAGAUCCAAGUGCUUGAUCUGCACUCUGACAGCCCGAUCAUAUCCUACAAGGGAAGGAUCUUCUCGGGCAGCUGGGCCAGCAACAUUGGUACCGAGCUCAUCUUCGGCGCGCACGAAGAGGUCGCGGAUCGUGGCUUGCCGUACCUGCGCAGCCUCCCCGGCGAUGUCGACCUCAUGGCCGCCUCCUCGGCUCGCAUUCUCACCACACCUGCGGACCUCAAACCCAAGAAUCCCACUGCCGUGGCGCAGCCAACGCGCCGGCAGGUCCCCGACCGGUACAGAAAGCUGCGCAAGGAGUCAGGCGUCAUAAUUCCGGUCGCUUUCGACAAGCACGGGUUCAGAAAGCCACAGGCCAGGUUCCUGGAGAACAUAAUGGCCAUCAAGCGGAAGAGGGGCGAGAAGGACGAGGUGACGACUAUGACGAGGGAUACUACGAGGUACUUUGUGGAUGCGGAGGACGACCCGGAGGAGGCCUCGCUGCAAAAGAAGAGACUGAGGGACAGGAGGAGACAGCUGAGGCUGAUGGAGGAGAGAGCCGCCGUGCCAAAGGAGAAGAGGAAGCCGCGUGGGAACCGUUGGACAAAUAGGGACCAGCCGACGGUCAGGUUUGGGGAGAAGGAUGUGAUUCAGGACGACGACGAUUUCAGAGAGCUUUCCACCAAAACGCCAGGUGUUUGGGACGAUUUGGAGGGCGACGGCGGAGAUGAUGGAGAUGAGCCUGAGGACUCGGCCAUGGAAGAAGACCGAGGCUGAAACAGUCUCGGGCGGCCACACAAUUAACCAAUAGUUACCAAAUGAUACCCAUUUUUCUUGUUCAA